Molecule: messenger RNA, 1416 nt
Organism: Mollisia scopiformis
Lineage: Eukaryota; Fungi; Ascomycota; Leotiomycetes; Helotiales; Mollisiaceae
Exons: 1
Coding region: 1-1416 (471 amino acids)
Source: RefSeq, a predicted model, not a curated record
AUGCGCACCACCAAUACGCCUGGCUUAGUGGAUCAAUAUGUGCACAUGAUUUGCAAAUAUGUCAACAAAGCACGAGAUCCGCCGGUUCUGAAGAGCCCGAGUUGCCUCAUGUUCACCUCCAAUCAAUUCGAAGAGACGAGACGGAGUAGACGCCCUCCAGAGACCGCGGAAGCUCAUGCCAAGGCGGCCAUGCGGAAACUUGGCUUCAAGAACAUGGCAAUGUUCAGGGAACUCGACUUUCUCUUUAUACCGUAUAUCAAGUAUAUAACUCACAGUGUUCUGGUGGGCAUAGCACCAAAGCAACGAUUCGCGUUUGUGAUCGACAGUGGGCCUGAAAAGUACAAUAUUUCCCAUGAUCUAUCCAGAAGUAUCAGUGCGCUUAUCCUUACCUUGUCCCCCGACAUUAAGUGGGCGAGAGACAACAAGCGACCCCAGCAGGGAGAGUGGAGGAUGUACGGCGAGUGGUCACACCGCAGUCAAACAACAGAUGAUGGCCCAAACGCGGCACAACAAGACGACGAGUACAACUGUGGAGUGUUCACAGCUACUUCAGCAAUGUGUCUGGCGUUUGGGUUCAGACUGAACUGCUUCGUUGAGGGAGAUCUUGACAAGCGCAAGAAGCCACGAAUGGCCGCGGAGUUCGCGAACGGUGGCUUUUUCGGGCCGGGCUUUGACUAUGAUCUGUUAGAUCUCCCCCAAAUUGGUGUACAACCACCACCGUCGCCGAAGGCACCCGCAUACACAGCUCCAAAGCCACAUGCAACUCCAACUGCGCAGCCAUCUACUGCACCAAAAAGGAAGCAGUCGAUACUUAGGAGAUUCUUUAGCAAGAAGAGAAAACACGAUGGGAGUGGUGGCGACAGAGAGCAACGCGGACUUGGAGAAGAUGAUAGCUCUGAAAGCGAAGGUUCAGAUGGAGAGAGCGAUGACGAAGAUUCUCUUCCUAUCCCGAAAGAGCCACUCUAUACGCCUGAGCAAGUUUUCUACGCACUGAAUCUCACCCCAAAAACUACAAGCAAGAAGCGCAAGAACGCAGUCGCAUAUCCUCCACAAUUCGAUUCAAAAGUUCAUCAGCAAGCAAUCUUAAUAUACGAUAUCCCUGAAGAAUUCAAUCUUCAAGACAGAAAUUACUCGAAGAGGGAGUUGAAGCAAGCAUGUCGCGACUUCCGAGUUGUUGACUGGAAGCCGUGGAGUUUUGAACGACAAGGUUUCUUCAUGAAGUUUGUGAUGAGCGAGAUUGGGGCCAUAAUGGCAAGGAGGAGAGGCGAUGAGAUUCAACCUUUCCCUGGAAUUGGAGAAGUGCCUGAGUUGAUUCCUGCUACAGCGCCAAUCAGGGUUCAACCCAGGAGGAGUGUGAAGAGAUCAAGGCAAGAAAUGGAAUACCAUGAAACGAGAGUACACAAGAGGCGAGGGUAA